Molecule: messenger RNA, 828 nt
Organism: Prorocentrum cordatum
Lineage: Eukaryota; Dinophyceae; Prorocentrales; Prorocentraceae
Source: the annotation of a GenBank genome assembly
AUGGCGGUGCAAGGUCGCAGGAGCACUCGGCACGAGUGGUUGCCAGCGGGCCCAGAGAAGUUCGCAGUGCCCGUUCCCAGAGACGCCCACGACCCCGUCCGGCGCGUGCUCGACCCGCUGGAGCUCCACCACAGGCAGCAGAUGACGAGGCACUGGGUUCACGGCCCCGACCUCGAGCGCGCCGCCUCGGAGGAACCGAAGGGGUGGCGGCGCGUGCUGCAGGAGAAGCGGCAGCGUCGCGCCAGCGAGGACGAAGAGCUCUACGGCGACAUCUUCGAGCACGUCCCGCCGGGCUCGAGGCCGUUCCAGCGCCAGCUGCAGGACGCGAGGCAACGUUCCAGGCGGCUCCACAGCGACCAGGCGGACCUCGAGGGGCCCGGGAAGUUCCACGACGUCCGGAGCGCGACCAGCUACACGCGGCAGCUGGUCAUGGACGACCCCUUGUGCGGCUUCCGGAGCGGAGACACGGCGGCCUUGAAGCCAGGAGGAGGUCCAGCCUCGGGGGGGUGCCACCAGGACGAGCACGACAGGCGCUCAGACCUCGAUUUCUGCUUCGUCACCGGCGGGGCCUGGCAGCGCGGGCUCGUCGAGGUCGUCUUCUACAGCGACCGCCAGCUGUCGGUGGUCAAGGCGGAGCGCCUCGCCCGGAUCAGCAAGGCGGAGGUGACGGCGCGCAAGCGCCUCUUCAAGGCGGCCCACUCGGGAUUCGGCACCCGCUCGGACACCGCCCUGGGCAUGCCCGGCCUGCGGGCGGGGGACGUCGCCGGCCACGCUCGGGAGCGGUCCCUGUCCCUCCCGGGCAUCUCCGCGGGCCCCCGGCGCUGUUGA